Cucumis melo (muskmelon) is the source of this 1355-nucleotide messenger RNA. Its product is annotated as protein NUCLEAR FUSION DEFECTIVE 6, mitochondrial-like. The transcript has 3 exons. The coding region runs from base 142 to 426 and encodes 94 amino acids. The record is from RefSeq and is a predicted model, not a curated record. NCBI's taxonomy places the organism in Eukaryota, Viridiplantae, Streptophyta, Magnoliopsida, Cucurbitales, Cucurbitaceae. Gene Ontology annotation, cellular component: mitochondrion.
UGAAUAAAUGGAGGAAAAAUAAAAUCCCCGGUUUUGUGUAGAGCGGCGGCGGAAGGGUUUAGCAUUUCAGUGCCCUAAAUCUAAGACGGAGCUCCCUUCCUUCAUCCUCGCUCAUUCCACAUAAUUUCUCUCGAUUUACCCAUGGCUUCCUUUGCCGCCAGGGCCAUUUUCCGAUCCUCCUCCGGCAAGACUGCCACUCUUCUGAGCGCCGGAGCCAGAGCUGCUCCGGCUCGUUCACCAUUUCGCAUUGCUUCCAAACGACCUUUCUCCCACUCCUCUUUUAGGAUUCCGAUUGAAAUGAGCUUUUGCGUGGAGUCCAUGCUUCCAUUCCAUUCUGCAACUUCUUCGGCAUUAAUGACUUCGAUGCUUUCUGUUUCUCCCCAUAGUUAUGGUUGGCUUUCAGAAGUGUUCAAUGAUGAUGUGUGAUGACGAAUGGUCAAGGGGCGGGAAGUUUUAUGUGCAGAGUUCUACACUGUGACACUGCAACUGCUAAAUUUUGUGAACUGAUCUGCAGGAAUUUGGUUUCCCAAGUCUUGGCUUUCAUUCUAGUUUGCACGUCUUAGAUUCUGAAUUUGUGUCACUAUGGACUACUAGUAAAGUGUAUAGGAAGAGAUCCCCAAUCAAUAAACAUUUGAGUUUUAUUUGAAUAGAAAGGCUUCAAGAAACUGAAUUCACAAAGUCUUAUUAUGUUGAAUUCCUUAUAGGAUUGUCUUGCAAUAAGAGGAAGGAUUCUUUCUCCAGUUGUAUGGUUACUCUGUCAUUACUUAAGCUAUGAACAUACUUCACAGUUCUGAUGGAUGCUUGUGUUACGACUUCAAAAUUUGUUAGAUUGCUGAAUGUAUGAACUCGAAAAGAUUUAUUAAAUACAAAGAUAUUUGGUGAACUCUAAUCCUAUUUUCUGUCUAUGAAGAGAUCUGUAUUACACAUUGUUAACGCUAUUUAGUAUCUAUUUGGCAGUGUCUGGCUUGCAAACUUCAUGAUAUAUGAUGAUGAUUGGAUAAGGUUUUGACCACCUGGGCAACAUAUUCUAUUCAACCUGACUUGGCGAUCUUAUUCUUUGAAUUCUGUUUCCCCAGCAAAGCACAUGGUUGAGAUUCCUCCUAGAAACAUGAGUAACAGUUUUUGCUAGGAUUGUCUUAUAUUUCUUGUGGUGUUGUGAACAAUGAUAUUAAAAAAAAUAACAGUAUUAGUAGAAAACAAUUUGUUAUCUCGUGGUUAAUUUAUGGUUUUAAUGAUGUUAAAAAGGAAAAGGAAAAGAGUUAAAAGUGGAAUGUGAAUGAAAAUGAAGAUAUUAAGGUUGUGUUUAUUCCUGGUGAAACAUAACCAAUCAAAAGUAUUCUAAAAGAUGUGUCUUA